GGCCACUCAACGAUCUGAUGAUUGUUAAGUAAUUAAGGUCGGGCUAUCCAAAACAAAAAAUGACAACAACAAAGUCAACCGUGACUACGUUUACAUGCAGUCAAUAACCCUUUUAAAACUCAAAUAUUGGCAGUAUUUGUGUUUUUAAAGGUCAUGUUAACCCGCGCAAAAAUGUAAUCUGACUCGAGAUGGGCACGGAAAAUCCUCCUGGAUCCACCGCACCCUGCCCACCACCUCUUCCAGCUACUCCCCUCAGGCAGACGCUACAGAUCCAUGCGCACCAAAUCCAGUAGACACUUAAACAGCUUCUUCCCUCUAGCCAUUAACUCCUUAAACAGUCACUGACGUAGUCACUCUUCUUGUACUACAAAACGGUACUACAAAACUAGUGGUUACUCUAAAAUAGUUCAAUGAUUUUGUUGUUUACGAUGAUACUAAUGCAGCGUGUUAUACCGGAGACAAAUUCCUUGUGUGUUCUACAUACUUGGCCAAUAAAGAUGAUUCUGAUUCUGAUAUUUAAAAAACCCGAAUAAGACCCCUGGGUUACCCCUUUUCUAACUUAACUAUUUGUUCAUCUAAACGCGAUCGAGCUACUUUUGGAGUAGGAGCUUUUGGAGCGCGGAGGAAACGACCAGUGACAUGAAUACAACGCGUUUUAUUGAGUAAAAAUUAAGAAGCGGAAACAACGUCGAGCUGACGGCGUCCCCGUUUAUAUCGGGAUAUUCAAAUCCGGGUUAACUGUCUCUGCUCACGCAUGUAAACGGGUGUUACUCUAAACAUUUCACAAACUGGAAUUGUGACCUCAAACCGAAUAUUGACUGCUUGUGAAUGUAAUAACUGUUGGGGAAAAAAAGACGAAAAAAAAAGCCCCAAGGAGAAGAUUCCUCUUCCGAAUAAUAAGAAGUACUUUACCCGCUCCAAUCUCCAGGGCGCACUUCUUGCUACAUGCCGCUUUUCUCCUCGGCGGCUCCCGGAAAGCUAAUCUCAAUUUGUUUCACUGCGAUAUCGCGCCACCGCUCCAAUGUGGGAGCGGCCCCCAUUCUUUCCGGGGUUUGUCCUUGCCGCCUGCCAGCCUCGUCGCUCUUGCUCCCUCGCUCUCGUUUUGGCCGACUUAGUGUGUCGCUCCGUAGGCGGCGCGCGGGUACUAAGCCGCCCCGCUCUCCAACCCCACCCCUCAGUGAUCCCGGCAAGCAGAAAUCGACUGCAAAAAGUCUCAUUUUCUUUGGUGAGGGGGUAGGGGAGGGGAUAAAAUUUGAGGCAAUGAAUCCUUCAAAAGGGGCGGCCGGGUAGUCCAGUGGGUUAGCACGUCGGCUUCACAGUGCAGAGGUACCGGGUUCGAUUCCAGCUCCGGCCUCCCUGUGUGGAGUUUGCAUGUUCUCCCCGGGCCUGCGUGGGUUUUCUCCGGGUACUCCGGUUUCCUCCCAUAUUCCAAAAACACGCACGGCAGGCUGAUAGAACACUCUAAAUUGUCCCGAGGUGUGGGUGUGAGCGCGGAUGGUUGUUCGUCUCUGUGCGCCCUGCGAUUGGCUGGCAAAAGGUUCAGGGUGUCCCCCGCCUACUGCUCGAAAACACCCAAGAUAUGCUCCGGCAUGUUCCGUGACUUAUGACGAUAAAGCGGUUCAGAAAAUGGAUGGGUGGAUUGAGUAAGCUAGCUUUACAGUCAGUAUUUUGUUAUGAAUCCUCUUUUGUAUGAAAAUGCUUUUAAAUAUCGUACUUUUGAUGAUACGAAGCACACCGACUUAAUGAGCGUAUGAAACCAUGUCAAUAAAACGACCUUGCCUUGCCUUGCCGUUACCUGUUGCUUUGGCAUGCCCACGAGCAUCUGCGAAUGCCUUAGCGGGAAAAGAAAACCCAAAACGAUUGUGUUGGGAAAUGCAGGCUCACGGUGGGAUUGACAGGGACACCCUUUUCGGGCUUUUUAGAGUGACAGAGAGAGCGAGAGAGAAAGAGAGAGGUGGGAAGUUCCGUCUCUCGGUCUGAAAGGCACCGUUUCUUCUGCUCAUUAACCACAUCCACCCCGAAGCAGAUCAGACUUCUCCAGUCCACUGUCUAUCGUGCAUACCUGCCAGCUAGCGCCUCCCUCUGCUACCGCACCUCCCUCUCCCCCCAUCCCCCUUUCUCUCUCCCUCUCGCUCUCUCUCCCCGCGUCUCAUUCCACUCAUUCAUCCCUCGUUCUGCCAGCUGCAAGGCAGCGAGCGCAGCUGAAGGACACGGAAAGCUCGAUCCGACAAUGGGGGCGUAGAUAACCCUCAGCGCUCUUCUUCUCAAGCCCUUCCUUUGGCUUCCACUCUUUGAAUGUCACCUCUGGAAGAACGCUCGAAUGGAGCGCUCGCUCCACGUCCGCUCACUUGCCCGCUCAGGAACGCAGGACGGCAUGUAGGACUCGGAAAGAGGGAGUAAGUCAGGUAGCUUCCUCGUUUCGAACUGAUACCUCAGGUCUGAUCAGCUUGUGCACUUCUCGGACCGACGCCGUCAACGUGUCCGAACGGUGACAGGAGGACCGUUGACAGUCAGUCUUGAAAGAUUACGCGAUUGGUUCAAAUGUUGGAGUCAAAGUUCGGCGCCGCUGAAGGAGACAGGGGCUGGAUUGAAGUGGAACUGAUGUAUUUUGUUGGUUAAGAACAUGAACCAUCCAAACAAAAGAACUCAAGCAAAUCCAUUCGGGACUCACCAGAUUGGAAUCUUCAACAAGCUCCCGAUUCAGCUGAGCGGUUUUUGAGAGCACACCCCUUCUUCUUUGCCUUCCGUCCAUUUUCCUUCAGCUCAUCGGCCCAAGACAACCGCAGCGCUGUUCCGUCACCCUGGGUGAACGGGCAGGGGGGUGGCCCGCGGUACCCCCCAAGAUCUGGGCGCCAGUGUGCCGCCGGCAGGGCCCGAGCUGGCAAGAUGGCCGCCCUUGCCAGCUCCCUCAUUCGGCAGCGUCGGGAGGUCAAGGACCCCCAGACCAACUGCCAGAUCGCCAGCAAGCGAAAGCCGUGCCCCAAAAGCAACAAGUCGCUCUGCCAGAAGCAAAUCCUCAUUUUGAUAUCCAAGGUCCGAUUAUGCGGCAGUCGCGGGAGAAAAAUGGAAAAAAGACCAGAGCCGCAGCUGAAGGGCAUCGUCACGCGGCUGUACUGCCGCCACGGCUUCUACCUUCAAAUGCUGCCGGACGGCACCAUGGAAGGCACAAAGGACGAAGGCAGCUCCUUCUUGCAGUUCAACUUGAUUCCUGUGGGCCUCCGCAUCGUGGCGAUCCAGAGCACCAAGACGGGGCUCUACGUGGCCAUGAACAGCGAGGGCUACCUCUACACUUCGGAGCACUUCACGCCAGAAUGCAAGUUCAAAGAGUGCGUGUUUGACUACUACGUCACCUACUCGUCCAUCCUGUACAGACAGACGCAGUCGGGCCGGGCCUGGUACAUCGGCAUCAACCGGGACGGCCAGGUCAUGAAGGGAAACCGCGUCAAGAAGACGAAGGCGCCUGCACAUUUUCUACCCAAACUCAUUGAAGUGGCCAUGUACAGGGAGCCGUCCCUCCAUGACGUCGCUGAACAGAGUCCGCCUCGGAAAACGCCCAAGACCUCCAGUGACUCGCCUGUGCACCAGAACGGCAAGAAAGACCCUCAAAGCAAAACCAAAACCUUGUCGUCCUAGCGCUGUGACAAACGGGGCUGGGAUGAGGAUGGACCCCUGGAGGACGCCCGAACAGGGUUGGAAACUGCAGAGAACAUCCUCCGCAUCUACCUUCACGUCCUUACCUCUGUGCGAGUAUAAUUUGGGAAGCAAUAACUCCAUUAAGAGGUGUGGCCUUCUUGCCAAGAAGCACUGUGGGG
Molecule: messenger RNA, 3812 nt
Organism: Hippocampus zosterae (dwarf seahorse)
Lineage: Eukaryota; Metazoa; Chordata; Actinopteri; Syngnathiformes; Syngnathidae
Gene: fgf11a
Product: fibroblast growth factor 11a
Biological process (GO): cell differentiation; regulation of cell migration; positive regulation of cell population proliferation
Cellular component (GO): cytoplasm
Molecular function (GO): growth factor activity; fibroblast growth factor receptor binding
Source: RefSeq, a predicted model, not a curated record